Messenger RNA from Temnothorax curvispinosus, 1762 nucleotides. RefSeq names its product traB domain-containing protein. Bases 189 to 1709 code for a protein of 506 amino acids. The transcript has 9 exons. NCBI's taxonomy places the organism in Eukaryota, Metazoa, Arthropoda, Insecta, Hymenoptera, Formicidae. The record is from RefSeq and is a predicted model, not a curated record.
CUAUAUUGGAUGGAUCCAUUCGAUUCAUUUGACUGCAUUUGACAUUUGUCUCGAUGCUCAAUUUCUCCAUACGUUAUAUUUUUCUUCGACUUUCCGUUCGCCGCCGACGUGAGAAUCUAUUUUUGUAAACGUGUCAAUUCUCCACGAGGUUAAAAGCAUGCAACAGCUCACAUCUGUUGCCUAAAAAGAUGCAUAACGGAAGAGAAAUGGCAUCCGUACCUAGUAAGGUUGAUCAUGUCGAUGGUGAUCAACGGGAGAACGAUCUCUUGUCGCCCAUAGGAGACAAGCACUAUGACAAGUACUCCAUUGACGAAAGGGGUGAUCACAGUACAUCGAAUGAGUCACUCAUACAAGGAAUUAAAGAAAUGAUUGCUAAAGAGACUGGGCGCAAUGUGAAAGGAAUAGUUGUCAAACCGUCGGAGCAAAAUAUGGACAAAGAGUCUGGGCGCAGUAAGAGAGUUACUGUCUGUGGAGUGUCUGAACACAUUAUGAAAAAAGUGAAUGAUAUAGAAUCUGAGCGCGAUAAAGCACAAUCGGAUUCUCAAUCAGUGACACAGUCUUCAUCUACGUCGUCACCGACGAACUCAGGGAACAGUAGCGACGAUGAUGGUAAGAUGAGCAACAUCGAAUCCUCUGACAGCGAACUGCUUGUUAUUGAUGAAGAUUCCGAUGUUCAGAAUGAGGAAUGUAACGUCAGUGACGCAGCAAGCGAGCUACUGAAAAUAAGGGAGUAUGAUCCUACUAUUGAUAAAAAUUUACCAGAUACUGUGACAUUGUUGACAACACCAGACGGAGGAAAAUUGUACCUAGUAGGAACGGCACAUUUUAGUGUUGAAAGUCAAAAUGACGUGUCAAAAAUGAUACAGGCUGUGCAGCCUCAUAUAGUUGUGGUUGAGCUGUGCAAAGCCAGAGUUGGCAUAUUGCAGAUCGACGAGGACGUUAUGCUUGGUUACGCUAAAAACAUCGAUUACCAAGCCAUGAUGCAGACCAUUCGGAAGGAAGGAUUGUAUGAUGGUUUAAUACACAUUUUAUUGCUAAGAAUGGCAGCUCAUGUCGCCAAGCAGCUUCGUAUGCCACCCGGUGGGGAAUUCCGGACGGCAUUUAAGGAGGCAAAAAAAGUGCCAAAUUGUAUCAUUCAUCUGGCUGAUCGACCAAUUAACAUAACGAUGCAGCGUGCAAUACGAUCGUUAUCCUGGUGGCAGACUAUAAAAUUAGGGUGGCAUCUGAUAGCAAUGAAAGACCCCAUUACUCAAGAAGACGUCGAACUCUGUAAACAACGAUCGAUGCUGGAUGAAAUAAUCGCCCAACUGAAGGAGGAAUUUCCGGUGGUGGGAGAAGUAUUUGUGAAGGAGAGAGACAUUUACUUGACGAAUUCCUUGCAGUUGGCCUGUCUACCUCAUCGUACUUCUAAUCAUACUUUUGAACCAGCGCGCGUCGUAGGAGUUGUCGGUUUAGGGCACAUACCUGGCAUUGUCGAAAAUUGGGGUAAAGUCAAGCCUUCCGAUAUACCACCCAUUAUGAGAGUACCACCGCCAUCGUUGUCGGGUAAAAUUAUAAAAUUGUCCAUUAAGGCAUCUAUACUUGGUGCUAUAAUUUACAUGGGCUACAAAGUUGUACCCACUGUUAUCACGUUCCAGUCUCUUAAGUCAUCGGUUCAGGGGCUUCUACAGAGUCUUUUGGAUGAAGACUUUUUUGAGUGUUUUUAUUGAUACAUAAUUAUAGUAACCAUGGAAGCGAAUGCUUCUGCCGAUGAGUACGAACA